CAUGUGUCGAUUUAUACACGAUUUUGUUCUUAAAUCCGUUGAAUGGGCCAUUGCUUUUUGGGAUGAACUUCUAUAUGUAUGGUAUUCAUGUUGAUUCCUUUUUUGUGAGGGACGAUAUGUUUUCUGUCUUACUAUAAAAUAUGUGGCAGCAUUAGGAACAAUGUAGACCGAUGGCCGAUAAACUUCAUGACUGUGAUAUUCCCGAAGCAUGGACAAUCUUACGAAGCCACCUGCAGAAGGAAUUGGUUGGAGACUUGAUACCGAUACCCUUUGUUACGGAAGGAGAUCUGUACGAUCUUUUGACCGUCUUCUACAAACAGGACUACGGAAAGGGUGUGCUGUCGCGACUGACCCGGCCGCGGCAGUACGAGCUGCUGGGACCGCUGGCCGGCCUGGCUGACCUGGCGCACUCCAACCGAGCGGAGCUGGAGGCCUGCGCUCGACCCCAUCUGGAGGAGCUCGACUUCCCCGCCCAGUACACGUGCGAUUUGUACGGUAAAUCCGGUAAGGAGAUCCACCUCAUUGUGAAGCAGCCGCACAAGAAGGUGGUGCUUCUGACGGCGACUCAGCCGGGAGACAUUGUCAUCGACAGGUCGGCGCACCCGGGUAAGCCGCCGCCGCCCCAGAGCGCCGACCCGGGUCAACUUGACAAACCCGCUUCAGUGAUGGUCUGGGCGGCCGUCAGCCAGGCCGGCAAGUCGCCGUUGGUUUUUGUGCCCGAGGGCGUAAAAAUCAACAAAGCAACAUACAUCGAGACCAUCCUUGAACAGACGCUGAAGCCGUGGGCCAAGAAGACGUACGGAGACAAGGGCUGGACUUUUCAGCAGGACGGCGCAACAAGCCACACCGCGCGCGUCACCCAACAGUGGUGCGAAGACAAUUGCCCAGGCUUCAUCACCAAGGACCAGUGGCCCCCAUCAUCCCCAGAUCUGAAUCCGAUGGAUUACACGAUGUGGUCCGUGCUCGAGAAGGAAGCCUGCUCCAAACCGCACAAGAAGAUCGACGAUCUCAAGCGAUCUCUGAUCAGCGCCUGGCAGAAGAUCCCCGACGCGGUUGUGCGUGCCGCAGUCCGUGACUUCAGGAGGCGGUUGGUUGCCGCUGUGAAGGCUGGAGGCGGCCACUUCGAGUAG
Molecule: messenger RNA, 1130 nt
Organism: Amphibalanus amphitrite
Lineage: Eukaryota; Metazoa; Arthropoda; Thecostraca; Balanomorpha; Balanidae
Exons: 4
Coding region: 171-1130 (319 amino acids)
Molecular function (GO): nucleic acid binding
Source: RefSeq, a predicted model, not a curated record